Molecule: messenger RNA, 2476 nt
Organism: Brassica napus (rape)
Lineage: Eukaryota; Viridiplantae; Streptophyta; Magnoliopsida; Brassicales; Brassicaceae
Product: probable WRKY transcription factor 61
Exons: 4
Coding region: 235-1794 (519 amino acids)
Biological process (GO): regulation of DNA-templated transcription
Molecular function (GO): DNA-binding transcription factor activity; sequence-specific DNA binding
Source: RefSeq, a predicted model, not a curated record
CAAACUGAUUACUUUUACUAAAUUAAUAAUUUUUAAAUAGAUCGUUAAACCAAAACAGGAGACGGUAAGUUUAUGUAUACAGAAAUGAUAUUCUCUGAAUAUUAAUUAAGAAACUUGCAUAUUUUGUGAAUUAUUUAAUUGGUAUAGUCAAAGGAUGGAUAGGUUGCAUAUAUAGAAAUCAGAAGUUCCGUGAACAAAUUUUGAGAGCUUACAAAAAGAAUAUCAAGGAGAAUAAUGGAGAAUGAAGAUUUCUUGAGAAGUACUGUUCAUGGAAGAGAAGACAGACACGAGGAGACGAGAAAAUAUGUUUCGUCCCACGAUGGUUCUCAUGAAGAACAAGACCAUAUAAUAAGAUCCAAGUUGAACUCAAUUAGAGUCGAAAUGGAGGAGGCUAAAGAGGAAAAUCGAAGGCUAAAGUCAUCAUUGAGUCGGACAAGAAAGGAUUUUGAGAUCCUGCAAACACAAUACAACCAAUUAAUGGUGAAACAUGAAGACUGGACAAAUAAGUUCUCACCGAAAGGCCAUCAUCAAGACAAAGAAGAUGAAGAUAAAGUAAACAUUAGAGAGCGCGAGGAACUUGUUUUGUUGAGCCUAGGUAGACGGUCAAAAUCACCGGUUCCAAGUGGCUCAAUGACGAAUCAAGACGAAAAAGGGAAAGGCUUAAUGGAUGAAACUGGUGAUGGCAAAAACAUUGAUGAACAUGAUGAAGGGUUAAGUAUGGGAUUUGAAUACAAGGAUUUGAGUAAUCCUAGUGAGAAGUUAGAGAUUGACCAUAGUCAAGAAAAGACGUCCUUGGAGGUUAAUAGCAGUAAUAAGAUCCCAUCAGAGAAUAGUUUUGGGUUUAAGAAUGAUGGAGAUGAUCAUGAAGAUGAAGAAGAGCUUUUACCUCAGAACCUUGUUAAGAAAACUAGGGUUUCUGUGAGAUCAAGAUGUGAGACACCCACGAUGAAUGAUGGAUGUCAAUGGAGGAAAUAUGGUCAGAAAAUAGCUAAAGGGAAUCCAUGUCCUCGAGCUUACUAUCGUUGUACCAUUGCACCUUCUUGUCCCGUAAGAAAACAGGUACAAAGAUGUUCAGAAGAUAUGUCUAUUCUUAUCUCAACUUACGAAGGAACACACAACCAUCCACUUCCCGCGUCAGCAACCCCCAUGGCAUCCGCCACUUCCACCGCAGCCUCCAUGCUCAUCUCCGGAGCCUCCUCCUCCGGCGCAGCCGAUCUUCAUGGCCUUAACUUCUCUCUAUCCGGCAACAGCAUCACUCCGAAACCCAAAUCACCGUUCCUCCAAACCUCUUCUUCUCCUUCUUCUUCAGGCCAUCCCACCGUCACUCUCGACCUCACUGCCUCCUCCUCCUCGCAGCAAACGUUCUUAUCAAUGCUCAAUAGAUUCAGUGCUUCUCCUAGUAAUGUCCCAAGAUCUAAUAGUUAUCCUUCGACCAACCUCAACUUCUCAAACAACACCAACACAUUGAUGAAUUGGGGUGGUGACAGUGGUAGUGGUAAUCGCAAUGAGCAAUACCGUGCAGCUUUCGGUAACGUUGGCACCCCUCAGCAGUCACCUUACCGCUAUAUGAUUCAAACUCGAACCACCGGGUCAUCUUUUGACCCAUUUGGGAGAUCGUCUUCAUCUUCUACAAAUCCUACUCAUCAAAUGCAGUCUUUACCGGCGGAAACAAUCAAGGCGAUCACGACUGAUCCAAGUUUUCAAUCGGCUCUUGCGACUGCUCUUUCUUCCAUCAUAGGUGGCGAUUUAAAGAUGGACAAUGUAACUAAAGAUGAAGCCGGGAAGAGCCCUUAAAAAAAGUGAUCUAUAUGUUCUUUAUAUAAAUAUAUAAUACCCAAUAACUUCGUAUAUGGAUCUAGUUUUACUAGUUUCCUAGGUCAUAUAUAAUUUGGUUGCUUAAUCAUAGUUUUAAUUUGUUGUUGGAUUUUAUGGAAGAAAUGUGUACAUAUGAAACCUUUUUUAUGCUAAAGGAGUGCACAUCAAACUUUUUUUUUGGACAACAGAGGGCACAUCAAACUUAAAACGAAUAUCUAUUCUAUUAAAACAGCAGUGUGACCCAUUGAUAAAAGUUAUUGAUAAAAGUUAUGUCCAACUUAUAAUUUCAACAAUACAUACCACUUUAAUAUAAAAGCAUCGUAAUAUAUAUAUAUAUAUUUUUUAUGUAACCACCACUUAAAUUGCCUACUAAUUGGUAACCACUUUUUGUAACUGCAUCCAAAUAUCUUUUUUUUUUAUGUAACCACCACUGUUUUUAUUGUUCAAAUCCCAGCAUUUUUUUCGAUGAUGUUCAUGUAUUUCACCGAACUUGCUCUUUUGUUUUUCCCAACUUGCUUUUCUCUUCAUCUGGAAAUAAUAUCCUCAUCAUCCUCAAUCUAUCAGGAGAGCCUUUCACGGGUAUUAGAUUGAGCUUUUUUUUUGUAACUGAGAUAGAGCUUUUCUUAUGAAGAUUGAAUCAAGAGAUGUUGUGCUUUCUUCA